AGGGAGAGAGAGAGAGAGAGAGAGAGGCAGAGGGAGAGCUGAGGAAAGAAAAAAAGGCAAGACUUGGCACAGCUCAGUCAAAUCAGCUUCUUUUGUCUGCUUUCUCGGCUUGAGCUUCAGGAAAGAAAACCGUCCUGGGGUACAGAAAAACUCAGAACUUUUUGGUUUUCAAACUUAGAAGGCUUUUUAAGUCUCUUGGGCUAUUUGAAAGUGUUGGUACAUAUAAUGACGUUUAGUCACCAGUAUUAAGGGAAAUAAAAGCCUUUUUCAAAACGAAGCUUCCACAGUGUCCAUGCAUUUGGGAAAUCCUGUACUUGAUUUUUUUGCAUGUAUGAUUAUACCACGAGAGACAGGAUUAAUAUAGAAGAUGGCAAGGCAAAUUUCUAUUUAGAGAGGAUGUUAAUUUUCUACAAAAUAAAAGUUGGUUCAACAAUACAAACCUGCUUUCAAAUCAAAUCAGACAUCCUUCGGAAUGUGUUCAGAACCAAUGAGUGACAACACUGAAGACCAGAAAGGCAAGCUGAAGACACCAGACUUCGCUUGAAGGGCAAACAAGAAAUCCAAACACCAUGUCAAUGGCAACAGAACAGUCGAACCUUUCCCAGAGGGAACACAGAUGGCUGUAUUUGGAAUGGGCUGUUUCUGGGGAGCUGAGAGGAAGUUCUGGACCCUGAAAGGAGUAUAUUCAACUCAAGUUGGUUAUGCAGGAGGCUACACUUCUAAUCCUACUUACAAAGAAGUCUGCUCAGAAAAAACUGGCCACGCAGAAGUAGUUCGAGUGGUGUACCAGCCAGAACGCAUCAGCUUUGAGGAACUGCUCAAGGUCUUCUGGGAGAAUCAUGACCCGACCCAAGGCAUGCGCCAAGGCAACGACUACGGCUCUCAGUACCGCUCAGCCAUAUAUCCGACCUCUACCGCGCACAUGGAGACGGCCCUGCGGUCCAAAGAAGACUACCAGAAGGUCCUGUCAGAGCACAGCUAUGGCCAGAUCACGACGGACAUCCGGGAGGGACAAACUUUCUACUACGCGGAGGAUUACCACCAGCAGUACCUGAGCAAGAACCCCGACGGGUACUGCGGCCUUGGGGGCACCGGCGUGUCCUGUCCGCUGGGUAUUAAAAAGUAAUUUCUUCCCACGUGGUGGGCCCUUCAGGUUGAAAGCAAAAACGCUUUCAACAAGUUGGGCAAUUCUUCUGUGGCUUUCGUCAAUGGCUUUUUGAAGUGCACAAAGCACAAAGGCGUUGGCCAAAAUCUGAUUUCUUGAGGUAUAAUUUACGUGAAGCGCCAUGGUGAGUUGAUAACAUGUAAUUUGUCUUCUAAUAAGUUGUGGUGGGAAUAGAGCUGUGACAUUUUUUGGAUCGUUUGGGGUCUGUCUGAAUGAGGAUAGUGCAUAUGGUGUGUUCACCCUUCUUGUGCUGGGGUGCCUGCAAUGGAGCUAGGGAGGGAAACAGGGGACUACCAGGCAGGCUGGAGCAUGCUCGAAAUUUUUUACCUGAGCCCUGUCCCACCGCACAUGCCCUUUACCCUCCAGUGCCUUAAAAUUUGCAAACAGUUAUAGCCUCAAUAAAGCCCUCACUGCACUGCUUA
Hipposideros armiger (great roundleaf bat) is the source of this 1587-nucleotide messenger RNA. It is a transcript of the gene MSRA, whose product is annotated as methionine sulfoxide reductase A. The record is from RefSeq and is a predicted model, not a curated record. Gene Ontology annotation, biological process: cellular response to oxidative stress. The transcript has 7 exons. NCBI's taxonomy places the organism in Eukaryota, Metazoa, Chordata, Mammalia, Chiroptera, Hipposideridae. Gene Ontology annotation, molecular function: peptide-methionine (S)-S-oxide reductase activity. Gene Ontology annotation, cellular component: cytoplasm. Bases 617 to 1126 code for a protein of 169 amino acids.